UAUAUCACUUUAUAUAUGCUCUUUCCCAGUGCAUUGCUUCAUUUGGAUGGGAGCAUGCUGAGCUCUCUGCCCAUAGAGCUACAGAUAAAUGCUGGGCCACCUCACACUGUGCAGGCAGCACCUUGGCUCUGCAUUGCUGCAAAGAGGACAAGUUUAUCAGUGCCACAGUGCACAAAGGAAAAGAGAAACGUCCUGAAGUUGCAGAGGGGGCCAAUUUGAGCAGCAGGUUUGUGCAGAUGCCUUUCAGCGCUGCUGCUCCUCCCUGCGUGCUCCAGCACUGCUGAGCUGGGGCCAAGCCAGCGGCUGUGUCGGAGCCUCUGCUAUUGCUUUUUUCCAACCUAAUUUUCUCAGGAACUGACCCAGUUCUGGCAUUUUGGGAACUGGCAUUCUCCCUGCUGGUGAAUACUUCUCAUCUGUUUCAAAUGAUCAGUCCGGUGUGACCUUUUCUGCUAAAAUAGCUUACACAAUGAAAACGCAUCAGUGUUAAAUUCUAACGUUGCAUAACUGAAAGCAAGACCGUGCAUUUACCAGCAGGAAGGAGGCUUUUUUUCCCCUCACUUUGUAGGAACUGAGAAGGAAACAUCUAGAGUUGUGUGACUGCAAUGAGAGGGAAACCUCCCCAAAGCUCCCAUCUCCUCCCUACAAUAUCAAAGGGGUUGUACCACCCACUGCUGCUUUUCGUUGCGUCAGAAAGAAGAAAAGGUGUCAUUCAGCAGGUGGCCAACCUUGAGCAAGACCUCAUAGUCUUUGGGGCCAUUUCCCAGUUCAGGACCAGGCAUCUUGAUGUGUGUGCUCACUGCAGAAUGGGGGGGAUCCUAUCUUUGCUGCUUUGGAACAUUCCCAGCUGGGCAGCAAUUCCAACAGUGAUACCAUCAGCCCUGCACAAGUGUUUUGAGGGUUGUUUUCCUACCAAGAAUCGCUCCUCCUGUUCCUGGUGCUGUUGCUCCUUUUCCUUAGGAUGAUUUCAUCAUUUCUCAAUAUUUCUAAAUUUGCUGCAGAAAGAUGUGUGCUCUGGCCCAGGGCUUGUCAGGGCAGCUCUGCAUUUGAAACACCAUUUCUUGUCCCACCAGGAAGGGAGCUGAACCACCCACUUAUUACUUGCCGUGACCUGGGUUGAUCCCUCAGCACAGCACCAGGAAUCAUAAGACUUCUGUUUUUUUUCCUCCAAGAGGACAGCAACGUGUAUUUGGCAGCAGAGCUUUUACAAGGGGCAAAUCAAGGGUGGUGGUGGUAGCUGUUCCUUGUAAAGAUGUGCAGGGCUGCACCUUUGGUGAGGUGCAAGAGGGGCUGAGAUGUAGGAGUGGUGCUGCACUGGAACAGCUGCUCAGAGGAUGGUGGGGUCACCAUCCUUGGAGGUUCUCCAGAACCAUGGGAUGUGGCACUGAGGGAUGUGGUCAUGACCAUGGUGGGGUGGGCUGGGGUUGAACUUGGAGGAUCUCAGCAGUCUUUUCCAACCUGAAUGAUUCAGGGCUGCCCUUGCAGGAUGGCAGUUGGACCACAUGUGCUCUGCCUGGGGAUGAUGCUUGUAGGCGCUGGGGACAGGCUGUACUGUAUAAAAAACACUGUGCAGUUUGUUUUUUGUUUUAAUGAGUCACUAAGAUAUUUGAAACGUACUUCUGACCUACCGAGUUCAGUUAGCACCUACACUUCAUAAAUCAUAGCAGUGUCCUGCCAGCUGCUGGCUUAAUAAGGCCCCUGACUGCGUGGGAAAUGCUAUGACACUGCAAAGUGAUAUCUGAUCCCUGAAGUGAACAGACUGAGCUCUUUAAAAACCUCCACUGCUGCAAGAAAUGCAAAGUUCUGAGCAGAGCAGCCUCGGGGCUGCAAGGAGCUCAGCGUUCAGAGGCAGAGAUCCAGAGGGAAUUCCACGGCCCCACUGCAGUGAUAGAAGCCUUUCACCACCACGGCGCUGCACCAAAGAGCUCCUCCAGUGCUGGCAAUGGCUUUGCAGCCCAUCUCCCUCCUCUCCCUGGUGUUGGCGUGGGGCUGUGUGGCUUCUUCCUCCCCCUGGCAUACAGCAGUUGCUCCCCCCCUAGACCUUCACAUCACCGAUCCUGGGCUCUUAGGUUCUCUUGAUAUAGAGUGGAAACCUCCACCCAACGUACAGACCUCCAAUGAAUGCACAGUGAAAUACAAGUGUGAAUACCGUAACACCGGCGACAGAGAAUGGAAGGUUAUUUUUACUAAGAAACUAAAACUCAGAGUUGGAUUUGACCUCAGCAGGACUGCUGAAGUGAAGGUCCAGACCCUGCUCAAAGGAUGGUGUACCAACGACGUGGAAGUUCAGAGUGAAUGGGUUUACGCCACCUUUCGGGUCCCACUGCAAGGGAAACUGGAAUCUAAGGUUCAGAAUUUUCAUUGCAUCUAUCAUGACUGGGAAUACCUCAAGUGCACAUGGCAACCAGGUCUCCUUGCUCCUCGUGGUGUAAAUUAUGGACUCUACUAUUGGUAUGAGGGCCUGGAGCACGCAGUGCAGUGUGACAACUAUAUCCAGGAUCAUGGUAUAAACAUGGGCUGCAUGCUGCAAAACCUGAGCCAGGCAGAAUACAAAGACCUGAGCAUCUGUGUCAAUGGGUCUGUGGCAGCCACCUCACUGAGGCCUCUGUAUGCCACCCUGCGCCUUCACAACCUGGCCAAGCCCUCACCCCCCCAGCAGCUGGUGGUCUCCAUGUCUGCAGCUGAAGAGCUCCGCGUGGCGUGGAGCCCACCUGGUGGCCAAACACCCCCCCAGUGCCUGGAGUACGAGGUGCAGCUGGCAGAGGAACAGAGGGAGGCCAAGGCUGCCUGGGCGUCCAUGUCAACCCAAGUGGAAACUGCUUUCACCAUCUCCAGAGCAAAUCAGAGCCGUGUUUCUUGUGUCCGUGUCAGAGGGAGAACAAACAGUUUCUGUGCUGAUGAGGGCUUCUGGAGCGAAUGGACACAGGAGUGCUUCUCUGUAAGCAGAAAAGAAGUCAAGCAGCUAUUUAUCCUCAUUCCAGUCAUCCUGGGGUUGUCAUGUAGCCUCUUCAUAUUUACAUUGAUUGGCCAAUGCAAGAAAAGAUCCCCAGCAGGAAAACCAUUGCACACGUUGGUGGGAUGCUAAGUGCACCCAUGGCUGCUGUGUUUGAUGGGCUGCUCUCACAUCAUCCCAAGGACAGCCAAGAAGCCUGGAAUUUCUAGGCCAGCGUGGGUCUCCCCUGUGCUGUGUGAGCCUGGCAGUCACAAUGCAAUCCUCAACAGGCCCAGGAAAACAGGGGAGGAGCUGUAAACUGACUGGAGCAAACUGUUUCUAAUAACAAGGCAAAGGAGAAAAAGGAGGCGUGGAAAUUGUGAUGAAUAAAGAUAAAUAGAAUCCGCAGAGCAA
Messenger RNA from Tympanuchus pallidicinctus (lesser prairie-chicken), 3343 nucleotides. It is a transcript of the gene IL13RA2, whose product is annotated as interleukin 13 receptor subunit alpha 2. Gene Ontology annotation, biological process: cytokine-mediated signaling pathway. The record is from RefSeq and is a predicted model, not a curated record. Bases 1940 to 3082 code for a protein of 380 amino acids. Lineage: Eukaryota; Metazoa; Chordata; Aves; Galliformes; Phasianidae. The transcript has 10 exons. Gene Ontology annotation, cellular component: external side of plasma membrane. Gene Ontology annotation, molecular function: cytokine receptor activity; protein binding.